AUGGGGCCCGACCAAUCGGAUGAUGAUCAAAAACCAUCGACUUCUUCAUCAAAAAAGACAACAUUAUUAGCAUUACUUGCGUUCCUAUUUUUUCUACUUUUCCUUUUCUGUUUAUGUGCUGCUAUUUAUUUUUAUGUUCAUUAUAAAGACAGUUCAGAUGUAUGUCUAUCUCCAGGAUGUAUAAAUACAGGUGAGAUUUUUGAGGAAUUCACGAAUUCAAAAAAAAACAUUUUGAAUUUUUGUAGCAUCUGUGAUAUUAUCAUCAAUGAACGCGUCAAUAGAUCCAUGUGAGGAUUUUUAUGAAUUUGCGUGUGGCCAGUGGAUCAAAGGCCAUCCGAUUCCUGAUGAUGCUCCAAGUGUUUCGAAUUUCGAAAAUCUUGGACAAGAUUUAGAAUUUGCAUUGAAAGGUAAGGCGAAUUUUCAAAAUUUUUCAAAAACAAUGUUAAAAAACUCACUUUUCCUGUUUUCCUCGUUUUCGAAAAUAAUUCGCUUCAGCCAUUGUUUCGAAAUUUCCAUCAUUAUGCUGACGUUUUUCCUGUAAAAUAGAAUUGAGUGAAUUUUAAAUAAGAAUUCCAAACUGAAGAAAAAUUCAACAAAGUACAUUUUUUCAUAAAAUUACUUUUUGAGCACCAGUUUUAGUAUAAAACUAUCGAAAAUCAACUAAACUUGUGUUACUUUUACUAGGAAAAUUGAUAAAUAUGAAUUUUACAACAAAUUUCAUUCAAAUUCAUGGAAAAACACAAAAAUGAAAAAUUUCCGAAAAACAAAAAAACAAGAAAAUAAAAGUAGAAAUGGAAGUGCGCCCUAUUGAUAACAAUUGAAUGUCGCGCACUCUUUCAAAAAUUUGUGUGUUUUGUCGUUGUGGUUUUAUUUUUUUAUGGUCAAAAUGCCUCACAAAAAAAGUUUUUUUCAGAACUUCUGGAAGAGGAAACCGAUCUCUCCGAAUAUGAAACGAGUGCCGUCGGAAAAUCCAAAUUCUUCUACAAUCUCUGCCUAAACGAGUCCGAAAUCAUGGAUAAUUGGAGAAAAACUUUCGAUGAGGUCAUCAAUAGUUUUGGCGGUUGGCCAAGUUUGAAUCAACCAUUGAGAGCUGACGCAAGUAUCGAGAAAUUAUAUGCGGAUAUGGUUGCCAAGUUUAAAGCCGACUCAUUGUUCAAAGCCACAGUUCAACCAGAUGAUAAAAAUUCACAGAAACACGUUCUUUUGGUUAGUCAUUUUUUCCUGGUCCCCCACAUUUUUUAAUGACUUUGUUUUCAACUUUUUCCAGGAAAACCAAUUGUUUUUCAAAAAAAAAAAUAACUCAAAAAUGUAUGAAAAGUUUCAUUUUUUUUCUCGCAGAUCGAUCAACCUCAACUCAAUCUUUUCGCCCGCGAUUUUUACGUGGCCGCCGAAAACGAGGAGCGGCUCGCCUAUCUUCAACUCAUCCAAAAUGUGCUGAUCUUGUUGAAUGCGCGGCGAGAAGUUGCGAUUCCGGAUGCGAGUGAGAUUAUUGAAUUUGAAACGGCGUUGGCGAAUGUGAGAGCAUUUUCUGUAAUAUUAAAAAAUGAGCAAACAUUUUUAGAUCACAAUGGCUGAUGAGCAACGACAUGAUAUCGCAGAAUUGUAUACCAAGGUAACACUUGGUGAAAUGCGUCGACAACUUCCAAAUUUUGAUUGGCAUCUCUUUUUCAAUCACAUGUUCAAGGAUUUACACGAUAAAAAUGGAAAAGUGAUCAGCUUUGAUGACACUACUGAAGUCGUUGUUUAUGGUUUCGAAUUUUUGCGAAGACUUGACACGCUUUUGCCAAGAUAUGAGAAGAGAAAAAUUGUGAAUUAUCUUCAAUGGUGUUGGUUUUUCAAAACUAUGUUGAGAGAUUUGCCAGAUCCGUUUGCAUUGACUAUUUUCAAGUUCUACAAAACUUUGAAUUGUGAGUACUUAUUUGAAUUGGGAUUCUUUUUUAAAAAAUUGUGUUUUCCAGUAAUGAAUGUUCAAAAAGUUCGAUGGCAUGGUUGUGUAACUCGAAUCAACAGCUUGAUGCCAAUGGCAACUUCAGCCAUCUAUGUCAAAAAUCAUUUCGAUCACGAAGCUAAGCAACAAGUUGAAGAGAUGAUCUCAUUGAUCAUGGAAUCAUUUGUAGAUCUUCUUGAAUCCGAAGAUUGGCUAACUCAAGAAACAAAACUGUUUGCCAAGCAGAAAGUGAAUGAGAUGAAGCGGAAAAUUGGUUAUCCGGAUUAUUUGAACGAUCCUUCGAGUGUCAAUAAGGAAUAUGAUACUUUUAAGGUAAUUUGGGAGUGUUGAGGAGAAGAAGAAGAAAAUUGGGUUUUGCAGGUCUAUCCAAAUGAUUACUACAGAACAAAAUUCAGCUUCUAUGAGCAAUACCAGAGAGAUGUUUUGGAGAGAAUUACGGAGCCGGUUGAUAGAGAAAGGUGAGUCGAAUAGAUUUUUGGGGGCUCAUUUAUGACGUGGCAAAGUUUUUUCCACAAAGAAUUAGUUUUCCCAAACGCUGCCUUUUAGAUCAAGAUAUCUAAAAAAGUUUUGAAUGACCAAAAAAAAAUUUCCAAUAAAAUUUCAAAUUCAUUGAACCCAUUCCAUUCCAUUCCCUUGUCAAUUUCGAGCUUCUCCUAAAACAUGCAAAAACUGACAAAAACAGCGCAAUAAAAUUGGCUUCGUUCCACAUGUGUGUUGUGAAUUCUUUGCGCUAACUAGACUAAUAAAUUUUGGGAUUUGAAAACAAAAAAUUUUUUGAUGAGACAUGUUUUUGAUUGGCUUGGCAGAAAGUUCGUGGGAAGAAAAUGUGAAGUAGAAAAAAACAAUAGUCAUUCAUUUUCAGAAUGAUGUCAGAAUUUGUCAUAGAAAAUUAGGUUGAUCAGAAAAAAGAAAAAAAUUCGCGGGCACCCGGCAUCGAACCUGAGGGUACCCGUUGUAUCGGAAAACAAAGCGAUAACCUGCUGCGCCAUAUGAAAAAUUAUUUUUUUCUCAAAGUAUCUACUGAUUAUACUCAUUCGAAAGCUCUUGAUCAGCUAUAGAACAUUAGAUACUCAGCGAGCAGCCAAAUGGUGUAAAAAUAAUAUUUUUGUUCCAGAUGGGUCGCCGGUGCCGCGUUGGUCAACGCCUUCUACAGUCCCAACACCAAUGAAAUCAUCUUUCCGGCCGGCAUUCUUCAACCCGUUUUCUACAGCAAACAUUUUCCGAGUUCGAUGAAUUUCGGUGGCAUUGGAGUUGUCAUUGGGCACGAAAUAACACAUGGUUUUGAUGAUCGAGGUAAACAUCUUCAUUGAAAUUCAAUAUCGGUGAGAAACAAAUUUUUCAGGUCGACUUUAUGACAAUUUGGGAAAUAUUAGACAAUGGUGGGAUAAUGCAACUAUUUCGAAAUUCGAAUCAAAGGCGCAAUGCAUUGAAAAACAGUAUUCGAGUUAUGUUUUGGAGCAAAUUAGUAUGCAAAUUAAUGGAAAAUCGACAAAAGGAGAGAAUAUUGCGGAUAAUGGAGGAUUGAAACAAGCAUACAAGUGAGAUUUUUUCUCAUUCGCUUCAAGCAUUUAUUUGCAAAUCGCUAGUCAUUUCACGUGACAGAAAUAGUCAAGUGGUUAGAACACGUGUUUUUUGUUCACAACGUCCAGGAUCGGAUCCGUUUGGACGCUCGCGAAUUUUUUUUUUUUCAAAUAUUUUCCAUAUGAAAAAAUAAUUCUGUAAAGUUAUAACAAAUAUUCCCCAAUGACUUUUCGCCCACUAAAAAUUUUUAAUCAAAAAUUACAUUUUUUUUCUAAUAAUAGUCAUGAUAUAUUAAAUUAUCACCGAAUUCAAGGAAGUCUGAUUCAGAGCCUACAAAAAGUACGAAAAAGUGCACAAAACUCCGCCACGUUUGCCCGGCGUCAAUCUAACACACGAUCAAUUGUUCUUCUUGAACUACGCGCAAAUUUGGUGUGGAACAAUGAAUGAUAAGGAGGCGAUUCGGAAAUUGAGAACAUCUGAACAUUCACCUGGUCCGAUUCGGUGAGUCAAAGAUCGGAAAUCAAGAAAUUAGAAAUUCAAAAGCCCCACGCGAUUUCUAAUGUUUCAUAAGUUCUAUUUUAAGAAUAUCUUAUGAACUUUCAAAUAUACAUUUUUUUCAGUGUCAAAGGUCCAUUAUCCAACAGCCACGAUUUUGCCACAGCCUAUAAUUGUGCACCUGGAACACCGAUGAAUCCAGUUGAUAAAUGUCGAGUUUGGUAG
Caenorhabditis angaria is the source of this 4189-nucleotide messenger RNA. The record is from the annotation of a GenBank genome assembly. NCBI's taxonomy places the organism in Eukaryota, Metazoa, Nematoda, Chromadorea, Rhabditida, Rhabditidae.